UAAUGGUCACCCGGGAUCGAACUGAGAAUAGGGACGGCCCCAAGAUGCUGAAACCGCUUGUGGAGAAGCGGCGCCGGGACCGCAUCAACCGCAGCCUGGAAGAGCUGAGGCUGCUCCUGCUAGAGCGGACCCGGGACCAGAACCUCCGGAACCCGAAGCUGGAGAAAGCAGAAAUACUGGAGUUCGCCGUGGGCUACUUGAGGGAGCGAAGCCGGGUGGAGCCCCCGGGGGUUCCCCGGUCCCCAGCCCAGGACGCCGAGGCGCUCGCCAGCUGCUACUUGUCCGGCUUCCGCGAGUGCCUCCUUCGCUUGGCUGCCUUUGCGCACGACGCCAGCCCAGCCGCCCGCGCCCAGCUCUUCUCCGCGCUGCACGGCUACCUGCGCCCCAAGCUGCCGCGACCGGAUCCGGUAGAUCCGAGGUCUCCAGCGCCGCGCCCUCCGCUGGAUCCCGCCGCACCCGCCCUAGGCCUCGCGCUGCACCAGCGCCCCCCAGUGCACCAGGGCCCCCCUAGCCCGCGCUGCGCGUGGUCCUCAUCCCUCUGCUCCCCCCGCGCCAGGGAUUGCGGCGCUCCAGCGCCCCUCACAGGACUGCUGCCGCCGCCACCGCCGCCUCACAAACAAGACGGGGCGCCCAAGGCCCCGCCACCCCCGCCAACCGCUUUCUGGAGACCUUGGCCCUGAGUUUUGGGGGGGGGGGGAUGGAGGCGGGGACUGGGGGUGGAGUAGAGACUCCAGCCCAUGGGCAGCAGAGGGACCCGGGCGUCCGGGCGAGGAGGUAUUGGGGAGUGCGGCGGGGCGCGCGGAUUCAGCGCGCGGGUGAGAUGUGGUCUAUAUUAGAGUAUCUAUAUAAAUAUAUAUUUCCCUGGUUCUUGUCCCUUUUCCCGGACCCCCUCCUCCUUGCGUCUAGGAUUGUACACUCUUUGCUCUCCGCCGAGUCCCGGUUCCUUUACAAGUCCCUAGUGCAUGGAAUAAAGUGGUUAUUAAAUCCCCGUGUGUCCCCGAGCCAGGGGCCUGCCUUUAUCUCGGUGUCCACGCCCACUUUCCCUUCCCUUCUGUCUCCCACCCCCAGUCUUGCUCUCCAUGGCCCAAGCUCCGGGACAGACAGGUAAGUAAAGAAGAGAGCAGAGUGGAGACUGAGGUUGGAACUGAAACCAGGUGGAAAACAGAUAGGGUAGGGGAAAAAGGGAUUGGGGGGGGGGGUCUUUGAGGAAAGUAGGAUAAAAAGGAAAGAAAAAAAUUCAAAUAAAAUCGACUCUGGUGGGAUUCGAACCCACAACCUUUGAAUCGCUUUUUCGUCACUAGAAGUCCAAUGCGCUAUCCAUUGCGCCACAGAGCCACCUGGUGGGCAUUGGCGUCCUGUGACUUACGGGUAGUAGAAUGGGAAAGGGGCAGGUUUGGGAAGGGUGUGAAGGAAUUGGGCAGGGCGUGUGAAGAGCGUGCGGUUUGGAUCUCCGAAGCCAGACAGAUAGAAAUAACCGGCGCAAAGCUUAUGAGCCAGGUGGAAAUGAGGGCUCGCAAAAAGCAGGGAGGGCAAACAACGAAAUAUGAACGAAUGCAGAGCUCUGGCUAUCUGCUUGGGGUGUGCUUCCGGUUCAGGCGCACCUCCACUCCCGGAUGUGGCCCUACCCAAUAAAUAUUUUUUGUUGUAAAUU
Otolemur garnettii (small-eared galago) is the source of this 1651-nucleotide messenger RNA. RefSeq names its product hes family bHLH transcription factor 7 (gene HES7). Gene Ontology annotation, molecular function: protein dimerization activity; RNA polymerase II cis-regulatory region sequence-specific DNA binding; DNA-binding transcription factor activity, RNA polymerase II-specific. Gene Ontology annotation, cellular component: nucleus. Gene Ontology annotation, biological process: regulation of transcription by RNA polymerase II; anterior/posterior pattern specification; regulation of neurogenesis. The transcript is spliced from 4 exons. The coding region runs from base 3 to 680 and encodes 225 amino acids. Lineage: Eukaryota; Metazoa; Chordata; Mammalia; Primates; Galagidae. The record is from RefSeq and is a predicted model, not a curated record.